Lampris incognitus (smalleye Pacific opah) is the source of this 675-nucleotide messenger RNA. RefSeq names its product claudin-4-like. The transcript has a single exon. The coding region runs from base 1 to 675 and encodes 224 amino acids. Gene Ontology annotation, cellular component: bicellular tight junction; plasma membrane. The record is from RefSeq and is a predicted model, not a curated record. Gene Ontology annotation, biological process: cell adhesion; bicellular tight junction assembly. Lineage: Eukaryota; Metazoa; Chordata; Actinopteri; Lampriformes; Lampridae. Gene Ontology annotation, molecular function: structural molecule activity.
AUGAUGGUAUCGUUUGGACUGGAACUGGUUGGCAUGAUUUUGUCGGUGGUCGGCUGGCUGCUAAGUGUGGUCAGCUGUUCAUUGCCCAUGUGGAGAGUCUCCGCCUUCAUUGGAGCCAACAUAGUCACAGCGCAGGUGUACUGGGAGGGCCUAUGGAUGAGCUGCGUGGUGCAGAGCACAGGUCAGAUGCAGUGUAAAGUCUAUGACUCCAUGCUGGCCUUGCCUCAAGACCUGCAGGCCGCCAGAGCGCUCUCUGUUGUGUCCAUCAUUGUGGGAGUUGUGGCUCUCCUCAUCUCGAUGGUGGGAGCUAAGUGUACCAAUUGUAUCCAGGAGGAGGAGGUUAAGGCCAGGGUGAUGGCCGCAUCCGGUGGGACGUUCAUAGCAACAGCGUUGGCCCAGCUGGUUCCUGUCUCCUGGUCUGCACACACUAUAGUCACUGACUUCUACAACCCCAUUGUGCCCUCUGGCCAGAAGAUGGAGAUCGGGGCAGCUGUGUAUCUGGGCUGGGCCGCAGCGGGCUUGCUGCUAGUUGGAGGGUCCAUCCUUUGCUGUAGCUGCCCCCCCCAGCAAGACAAAACCAUGAGGUACACCAUACCCACCCAGAACCGCAAGGCGUAUUCGGCUGCCCCGAGGUCAACAGCACAAAGCUCCUACAACCGGAGAGACUACGUCUGA